Messenger RNA from Ogataea philodendri, 636 nucleotides. RefSeq lists its product as uncharacterized. NCBI's taxonomy places the organism in Eukaryota, Fungi, Ascomycota, Pichiomycetes, Pichiales, Pichiaceae. The transcript has a single exon. The record is from RefSeq and is a predicted model, not a curated record. Bases 1 to 636 code for a protein of 211 amino acids. Gene Ontology annotation, biological process: transcription by RNA polymerase I.
AUGAGCGGGCUUUCGAACGAGCGGAUCUUCGAUUCGGACGAGGACCUUUCUGGUUCUGAGAACGAGGUGUUUCAAGCACCAAGAGGAUUCAAAAAAGUGAAGGAUAUGAGCAGCAUCAAGGCGUUGACCCCACAAAACUUGAAGAAUAAAGAAGUCUGGCUGAUUCAGGUGCCGUCAGACUUUAAUGUGAAGAAGCUCAAGAAGCUCCCGGUCAAUUUCAACUUGGGAGAAAACACAGACUUCAACCUCAAAGGAACCGACUACACUUUGCAUGAGGAUCUUUUGGCAGCAGAAGAGUCCACUUUGAAGAAAAAAUAUAAAAUUAUGAGCGCACAAGAUAAAGAUAAACUUCAACCGGUGACCGAUUUGAGAAUCUCGAGAUUCUACAGCAUAUCUGAGAAGGUGAAAAUUCCAGAGAUUGAUUACAGCAAGGUGGUUAGUCAACGAAAAGACGUAAAACAACACGACGAUCUCAGAAUGAGACAUUUCCCAACAGGAUAUGGUAGCAACGAUUACGAGGAGGCUAAGAAGGAGCAGACUAAGACUUCCAGUCCUAAAAAAAGAAAGAGCGAGGACUCUCCUAAGAAGGAUAAGAAGCACAAAAAGGACAAAAAGAAGAAGGAGUUAAAGAACUAA